AUGGCCUCCGAAAUCGACAUCUUCAACGAAUAUCCCCUCCGCCUCGACCCAAGCACAAAAGCCAUCUCCCUCCUCCCGUCCUCCUCGCAAACCCCAGCUCAAACAACAGCCAUCACCGCCGAACUCCAAGAACUCAACGCCCUGCACCGCUCCCUAAUCAGCCUCGACCCGCCCAACAUCCCUCCACCCCCUCUCCCCGUGAACCCCAAGCGCAGCGCACAGAUCACCAAGCUCCGCGACAGCGGCAACGCCGCCUACCGCAAGUCCAACUUCGCCGAGGCCAUCCGCCUGUACACCUACGCCAUCGAGAUGGCCGUUGCCCGCCCUGGCUGGGAGCCUGUUACACUGGCACGCGAGGAGUUGGCGGGCUUGUAUGGGAACCGCGCGCAGGCGCAUUUGGGCCUUCAGGCAUGGCCUGAAGGGUUGUGCGAUGCGAAGGCGAGUGUGGACUCGAAGCCUGUCGGGAAUGUCAAGGCUUGGUGGCGCGUUGCCAAGUGUUUGGCGGAGAUGAGCCGGUAUCAGGAGGCGAAGAAUUUCUUGUUGAAGGGACUGGAAAUUGAGGGGAGGGUGAGUGAGGGGGGCAAGGAGUUGGUGCAGUUGUUGGGAGAUGUGGAUGCUGCGCUGCAGCGGUUGGGAUAG
Molecule: messenger RNA, 639 nt
Organism: Penicillium canariense
Lineage: Eukaryota; Fungi; Ascomycota; Eurotiomycetes; Eurotiales; Aspergillaceae
Exons: 1
Coding region: 1-639 (212 amino acids)
Molecular function (GO): protein binding
Source: RefSeq, a predicted model, not a curated record